CAAAAAAUUUCAUAAAAACUCCACACUUUCACUGUCCACACACACAUUAAACUAAACCAUGGCUUCCAUUGCUCUCAAAACUUUCACAGGCCUCCGUCAAACCUCCCCUGAAAACAACUCCGUUACUCUCUCUAAAUCCCUUCCUUUAACCCAAACACACCGUAAACUCCGUAUCAAUGCUUCCAAAUCCAGCCCAAGAGUUACCGGACGUAACCUCCGUGUUGCGGUGGUUGGUGGUGGUCCUGCUGGUGGCGCCGCCGCUGAGACACUCGCUAAGGGAGGCAUUGAAACAUUCUUAAUCGAACGUAAGAUGGACAAUUGCAAACCAUGUGGUGGGGCCAUUCCACUUUGUAUGGUUGGUGAAUUUGACCUCCCUUUAGAUAUCAUUGACCGUAAAGUCACAAAAAUGAAAAUGAUUUCACCAUCCAACGUUGCUGUUGACAUCGGACAGACGUUAAAGCCUCACGAGUAUAUUGGUAUGGUGCGCCGCGAAGUACUUGAUGCUUAUCUCCGUGAACGUGCAGCUGAAGCUGGAGCUUCAGUUCUUAACGGGUUGUUUCUAAAAAUGGACAUGCCAAAAGAGGCAAAUUCACCUUACGUGUUACACUACACUGCUUAUGAUUCUAAAACUAACGGUGCUGGUGAGAAACGUACACUUGAAGUUGACGCUGUUAUUGGUGCUGACGGUGCAAAUUCACGUGUGGCUAAAUCCAUAAAUGCUGGUGAUUAUGAGUAUGCUAUUGCGUUUCAAGAACGUAUUAAGAUUUCUGAUGAUAAAAUGAAGUAUUAUGAGAAUUUAGCUGAGAUGUAUGUUGGUGAUGACGUGUCUCCUGAUUUUUAUGGGUGGGUUUUCCCUAAAAGUGACCAUGUUGCUGUUGGUACUGGCACAGUUACACACAAAGCUGAUAUCAAGAAAUUCCAGCUAGCAACGAGAUUGAGAGCUGAUUCAAAAAUUACUGGUGGAAAAAUUAUUCGAGUUGAAGCUCAUCCGAUUCCAGAACAUCCUAGACCAAGAAGGUUACAAGACAGAGUUGCAUUAGUUGGUGAUGCAGCAGGUUACGUGACCAAAUGUUCAGGUGAAGGGAUUUAUUUUGCAGCAAAGAGUGGACGUAUGUGUGCUGAGGCAAUUGUUGAAGGGUCAGAAAAUGGGAAGAGAAUGGUGGAUGAGAGUGAUUUGAGGAAGUAUUUGGAGAAAUGGGAUAAGACUUAUUGGCCAACAUAUAAGGUUCUUGAUAUAUUGCAGAAGGUAUUUUACAGGUCGAAUCCAGCUAGGGAGGCUUUUGUGGAGAUGUGUGCUGAUGAGUAUGUGCAGAAGAUGACUUUUGAUAGCUAUUUGUACAAGAAGGUGGCACCAGGGAACCCCAUUGAAGAUUUGAAGCUUGCUGUGAAUACCAUUGGUAGUUUGGUGAGGGCUAACGCACUGAGAAGGGAAAUGGACAAGCUCAGUGUUUAAGAGGAUGAAAUGAAUGUCACACUAAUUAUAUUUUGUAAACUUGAUUUUGUAAUUGAAGUAUUUAUGCCUUUAAUCGGAUUUUAUGUUACUUCUUAAGUUUUUAA
Messenger RNA from Lycium ferocissimum, 1557 nucleotides. Its product is annotated as geranylgeranyl diphosphate reductase, chloroplastic. Bases 59 to 1453 code for a protein of 464 amino acids. The transcript has a single exon. Gene Ontology annotation, cellular component: chloroplast thylakoid membrane. Gene Ontology annotation, molecular function: FAD binding; oxidoreductase activity, acting on the CH-CH group of donors, NAD or NADP as acceptor. Gene Ontology annotation, biological process: chlorophyll biosynthetic process; photosynthesis. The record is from RefSeq and is a predicted model, not a curated record. Lineage: Eukaryota; Viridiplantae; Streptophyta; Magnoliopsida; Solanales; Solanaceae.